CUAAAACCCUUCAACGGAGAGUCUUUCAAGUUUCAACUUCUACUCUUCUCUCCCGCAAAUACGCUAAACCCUAAUACCAAAUCUUUAUCUGCGAUAGCGUCAAUGGCAGACACCGUGGUUUCGCUGGAUAAGCUGAAGGCCUUUCUCCGUUCUCAGGUUCAGGAUGAGGAGAAGUGGGCUGCAAACGUGAAAUUGCUACGGGCAGCUGGGAUUUUUGCUGGAUCCAUCUUUCUGAUGCGUAAUUAUGGUGAACUUAUGGCGAUAUGAGGUGGAUGACCACAGCGUUUCUUGAGUUGUAUGUUUUUUUUUUUGCUUUUUUGGGUCAACUCUUUGAUUCUGGAAUGAUAUGCUUUGCAUAUACACUUCAAUUUGAAGUUGGUUAAUGUCAGCUAAUCAAUGGUCGUUUUUUUUCUUCUUUAUUUUGCUGAAAGACAAGCCGCGCCAAAUGGUUUGAAAAGAAAUGAAAUAAUUUUUAUU
Tripterygium wilfordii is the source of this 477-nucleotide messenger RNA. RefSeq names its product mitochondrial import receptor subunit TOM5 homolog. Lineage: Eukaryota; Viridiplantae; Streptophyta; Magnoliopsida; Celastrales; Celastraceae. The transcript is spliced from 2 exons. The record is from RefSeq and is a predicted model, not a curated record. Gene Ontology annotation, cellular component: mitochondrial outer membrane translocase complex; mitochondrion. The coding region runs from base 103 to 267 and encodes 54 amino acids.